AGUUUGAUAACAUAAUCCACCCCAAAUACUUGCUUUGAUUUAUCAGUUCAUUGGUGAGUUCAUUUCAGUUGAGGAAUGUAAGUAGAAAUAUAGAAUUGACAGUCCCCUCUUGAGUCUUGCUUGAAUCCCUGAAAUUUCUCCCCUAAAUGAUAUGUAAACACCUGUAUCUUCGUUUAUUACAUCCCUUGAUUUCCCCUUAUUAGAUUAGGAUUCUUUUUCACUGUAAUUAGAGAUACUGUCCACAUUUAGAAUAGCUAAGGGUGAACGAUCUCUUCUUCAGUAAAGGAAUAAUCUCAUUUGUUGGCUUUCUAAAUCAGAGUUGCUCUUCCCAACAAUUUUGGAUUUUUUAGAACUGGAAGCAACACUUUUACUUUAAGCAUAAGCAAAUCAGAGUUGCUCUUCUCAACAAUUUUGGAUUUUUUAGAACUGGAAGCAACACUUUUACUUUAAGCAUAAGCUUGAGAACCCAGAAAAUUAUUAAAAGAAUAUGAGAUUAGCCCUUUACUAAUAGGCUAUUCUCACAUUCUAUCAAUAUUUCAAACACUCCCCCCAUCCGUGCUCUUUGGUUGAAAUCGACACACAACAUUAUUUUAAUGUGGGAUGUCAAAUUGCUUCCCUUGAUAGACAAAAACUUGCUUGAUUGCUUGUACACAAACUUUUUAGCCCACUUGCCUGCAGGUCUCCCCUUCUUAUCUAGUUUUCUUUUUCAGUACUGAAAUCACAAUGAUUUAUAUCUGGGUAUCUAAGCAUUCAAAAUAGUCCCAAAAAACUGCUGUGCCGGCCUGUGUCCGUUUUAUGUUUUAUGUUUUUGUAUUUGUCCAGGAAGGAAAGGAAUAGAGAUGGUGGAUGUCCCAAAGAAUGGCAUUGGAGAAAUGAAUGUUUCUCACGGGAGCAAGAAUAAGUACGGGAGAAUGGAUUCUGAGCUUUUAGAUGAUUUGGGUGAUGCUUUCAUUCAACAUAAUCAUCAGGUGGAGAGGAAGAGGAUCACAAUGAAAUUUGUGAUCACUUGCGGCAUUUUUGCAUCUUUGAAUCAUGUUCUUCUUGGCUAUGAUAUAGGAGUGAUGAGUGGGGCAAUCAUAUUCAUACAGGAGGAUUUGAGGAUAACUGAGGUACAGCAAGAAGUUCUUGUUGGGAUUUUGAGCAUUGUUUCUCUUGUGGGCAGUUUAAUUGGUGGAAAAACAGCAGAUUUAAUUGGUAGAAAGUGGACAAUGGCCUUAGCUGCUAUUGUUUUCCAAAUUGGUGCAGCCACAAUGACAGUUGCACCUUCCUUUGAAAUAUUGAUGGUAGGAAGGCUCUUGUGUGGGGUUGGCAUAGGUUUGGGAGCUAUGAUUGCUCCCGUGUAUAUUGCAGAGAUAUCACCAAGUGCUGUGAGAGGCUUUCUCACCUCUUUUCCAGAGAUUUUCAUAAAUUUAGGAAUCUUGCUCGGUUAUUUCUCAAAUUACAUGUUUUCUGAUCUUUCAGUGCACAUAAACUGGAGGAUAAUGCUAGCUGUGGGGAUUUUCCCUUCAGUCUUCAUAGGAAUUGCACUUUUCAUCAUCCCUGAGUCACCAAGGUGGUUGGUGAUGCAAAACCGAGUUGAAGAAGCAAGAUCAGUGCUGCUAAAAACAAAUGAAAAUGAUGAAACAGUGGAAGAAAGACUUGCUGAAAUACAACUAGCUUAUGGAAUUGGUAAUGCAGAUAAGCAUGAAGACAAAGCUGUUUGGAAUGAGCUGUUAAUGCCUGCCCCUUCUGUUCGGAUGAUGCUGGUCACCGGACUUGGAAUCCAUUUUUUCCAACAGAUCACAGGGUCCGAUGCAAUUGUGUAUUAUAGCCCUGAAAUUUUCAAGGUUGCUGGCUUUAAGAACAACUCCAACCUUCUUGCUGCGACUGUUGCAAUGGGUGUUGCAAAAACUGCCUUUAUAUUGGUUGCUACUUUUCUCAUUGACAAACUUGGGAGAAAACCCUUGCUCUAUGUAAGCACAAUAGGAAUGACCAUCUGUCUGUCUACUUUGGGCUUUAGCCUUGCUUUACUGGGAAAAGGGCAGCUUGGAAUUGCAUUGGCUGUUUUAUGUGUUUGUGGGAAUGUAGCUCUCUUUUCUGUGGGAAUGGGACCUAUUUGUGGAGUUCUGUCAUCGGAAAUCUACCCCUUGAGGCUGCGCGCUCAAGCAUCUGCUCUUGGAUCUGUGGUUAAUAGAGUGUGCAGUGGCUUUGUUUCUAUGUCUUUCCUCUCACUCUCACGGAAAAUUACAUUUGGUGGAACAUUCUUCAUUUUCUCGGCGUUGUCAGCUCUUUCUGUUUUCUUCGUUCACACCCUUGUUCCGGAGACUAAAGGAAAGUCAUUAGAGCAGGUUGAGUUGCUAUUCCAAGAUCAACCUAAACUGCAGGGAAGCAAAAUAGAAACUGGAGAUGCUGAGCAUCUAGCUCACAAUUCAUAACUGAAGCAUGGUAAUGUCCAUUCAACAAGGAGAAAAAAAAUUGUUCAUUUCUUUUGAUUUGGUGUGGGAGUAGAAACAGAAGGGAUUCUAUUUCAACGUGUAAGAAUUGGAUAAUGAAGCUUCUUGCCUGAGAGGCUGACUCCCCUCAGGUAUAUCUAGAAUCGAGGUGAUUCUAUGAGUUGAUAACCAAAUAGAGAAACCACAAUGUUUAAUUUAGACUGUUAGCCAUACUGUUAAUGUUGGAAGCAUACCUUAUACUGUUUUUUAGCUAUACAUUGUAGAUCUGGUACAAUCAAGGGAAUCAAAAAAUAGGUCACAGUCCCCAACUCCCCAUAUUAUAAGGAUGCACUGGAAACAAAGUGUGUAAUAUGUAGUUGUAUAUCAAUGAUCUGAUAAUGUGAAUGGAAGAAAUUUGAUUGAUUUUUUUAAAUAAAAUUUUGAAUUUUUU
Molecule: messenger RNA, 2862 nt
Organism: Rubroshorea leprosula
Lineage: Eukaryota; Viridiplantae; Streptophyta; Magnoliopsida; Malvales; Dipterocarpaceae
Source: the annotation of a GenBank genome assembly